This is a messenger RNA of Cuscuta campestris, 3287 nucleotides long. NCBI's taxonomy places the organism in Eukaryota, Viridiplantae, Streptophyta, Magnoliopsida, Solanales, Convolvulaceae. The record is from the annotation of a GenBank genome assembly.
AGAUAACUCCUUCCCCUAUAUUCUUUUUUUCCUAAACCCUAAAAAUUCUUCUUCUCCUUUGCCGCCUCUGCCCACCAGUAAAAUACGGUCGCCACCCCCUUGCUGCAAAACUGGAUAGCUCGAGUAUCAACUGGUUCUUUCAUUGUUGAUCUCAUGCUCCGAUGUCUUUGUCCGAACCAAACCCUACUUCCUUGACCUUGGAGGAUAUCAUGCACGCCAUCAACACUCUCGGCCAAGAUCUGAAUGCCACCAAACUCCGGGUCGCUGAAUUGGCAUCCUCUAGGACACCACACAUGGAUCAGAAUCAACGCCAUGGGGUUCCUUAUCAUCUGGGCUGGCGGCCGUCGCCGUCUCGCACCACACCGCCGACACUGGAUCCUGCCCCUCGCAUGCGAGUAGAUGCGCCUCGGUUUUCGGCUGAUAACCCUAUGGGUGGGAUAUUUCGUGCCCAAAAGUAUUUUGAUUACUUCUUGACAUUUGAACUGGAACACAUGCAACUCGUGGCCAUGUUGAUCGACCAUCCUACGUCCGAAUGGUUCCAUUAUUAUCAGGCGAACAACACCUUGGCGACUUGGCCCGGCUUUCUUGACGCCAUGCAACAACGCUUCGACCCCAAUUAUUAUGAGAACUACGUUGGGUUAUUGUCCAAGCUCACGCACACUUCUUCAAUUAUGGAGUAUCAAUCCACUUUUGAAUCAAUUCUCAACAAGAUUUCCGGGGUCCCCGAAAUGACCCUUGUCACCAUGUAUAUUGUGGGACUUAAACAGCUGGUGCAACGGGAGGUUAACCUUUGGAACCCUAGCACACUGCCAGCUACGUUUGCCUUGGCGCGCGAACUCUCGGCAUGUCACCAGGAAGCCGCGGUCUCUUAUUCUUUCGGGGUCCGGCGUCCUUGGCCGCAACGUCCACCAUCUCCAGCUACUACCAGAAUUCUACCUACCCCAACGGCUGCCACAAAGCCCAUCUCGCCAGCCCCACGUACCUCCACUCCAGCGACGAAUCUCCCAAUUGUCCGAUUGACGAAUGCCGAGAAAGCGGAACGCAACAAGAAAGGCUUAUAUGAAAACCCCCUGGAUGUUGAGGAUUUUGUUGACAGAGACCAAGAAGCUCCUGUAAUUUCGGGGGACAUCUCCAGUCUCCACUCACUGGCCGGCAGCCCCAGCCCCCGUUCCCUCAAGUUGGAGGGGUCCGUCAAGGAGAUGGUGGUUCAGGUGCUCUUAGACGGGGGGAGCAUGCAUAAUCUUAUCCAUCCCGCCGUGGCCGAAUGCCUCACGUUGACCCUCCACCCAGUAACUCCGUUUCGGGUAUAUGUCGGCAAUGGGGACUCUCUACGGUGCGCCUAUUCAUGCCCCGAAAUGCCGUUAUGCUUGCAAGGUCAUCGCUUCGACGUGGAUUUAUAUAUUCUUGAAAUACACGGCCCCGACAUCGUCUUGGGCAUGCAAUGGUUACAAACCCUCGGCAAGGAUUUAGCCUCCUCACCUGCAUUUCUAGAUGACAUUCCAGCUCCUAUUCAUGCCGUCUUGUUGAGCAAGUACUCGCAUGGUGGGGCCUUAGCCGCUGGAUUUGAUGCCCCACGUGUUGCCCGUCUCUUUACCGACGUCAUGGUUAAGCAUCACGGGUUCCCUCGCUCCAUUAUUUCAGAUAGAGACUCGGUGUUUAUGAGCUUAUCAUGGUUAAGCAUCACGGCUCUUUACCGACGUCAUGCACGACCGGGCAACACUUUAUCCUCCUCCUUGCCGAACUGUUUCUUCAAGGGACACACCGUUAUCAAUCCCUGUCGUGGGGCUGCGCAGCCGCACGGUCCUGGUAGAUGGCCACCCACAAGAGCAAUGGCUCGUCCGUUGGUCGGAUGGGACGCCGAUGACGCUACGUGGGAGCCUGUUGAUGACUUAUUGGACAUAUAUGCGGAUCUCCGCCUUGAGGAAAAGGCCGAAGCUAACCCAGGGGGAGUUGGUUCAGGCCAUGCAGAGGAUUCGGGCCAUGCGGACGUAGACCAUGAAGGGGCUCCUAGGAGGACGCCACAUGUUGCUGUUGAGCCGUUGGUUUCCAUUGACGUAGUAGAGUUGUCGCUGGUCUAUCUCACUGGAGACCAGUCACCAGACCAGAGAUCGAUAAUGGCGUUUGAACGAGCAGUCGUUCUGUCAAAACCCUAUGCUCUCCCUCCCAACGACCCUCUACGAUAUUCUCGCAUCCCAUCCAUGUCCCCCCUGUUUCAACCCUUAUCCCUCAAGCGCUCCUUAUCUUCUUCUUCUAAAAGCGGGCGAUUAGUCUCCUGCGGCCGAAUCAGCUACUCAGACGACUACACCAGCAGCAAAAUUUCCAGUUCCCCCGUUUUCGAGCGCGGCCAAAUCGAGGCCUCUCAGCUUCCGCCUCCGGCGGAGAUUCAAUGGAAGAAGGAGCUUUGCAAUUCUGUGCAGCUCAUCGGCAUCGUAGCCUCGCCCGUCCAAAUCCGACACCUUGCCUCCGGGAAGGCCGUGGCUUGGUCCCGCCUUGCCGUCAAGAAGUCUGAGAACGACACCAGCUGGAUCGAUUUGAAUUUUUGGAAUGAAUUGGCUCAUGUUGCUUUUCAACAUGUGGAGAAAGGUCGUCAAAUAUAUGUAUGCGGUCGCUUGGUAUCAGAUACUGUUGAAGGGGAUGAUGGGAAACAAAAAACUUACUAUAAGGUGGUUGUUAAUGAGCUGAACUUUGUUGAAAGGAAAACUUCUUCAACUGUGCCGUAUGACGGCGAAUCUAAUUCCAUCACACCAGGUACAAAGACAAAAAAUUAUGCUGCAAAUAGUACAGAAUCAGUUGAGGAGUUAUGGCAAGCAUUCUUUGCUAACCCCAUGGAAUGGUGGGAUAAUAGGAAAAACAAGAGGAGCCCAAAAUAUCCAGACUUCAAGCACAAAAGUACAGGCGAGUCAUUGUGGGUGGAAGGCUGGAAUAAUCCGGCAUGGGUGAAAUCUCAACUUGCUGUAUUGGACUCAAGGAUGGAAGCUCUUCAGGAUCAUAGCAUGGGUGUAAACUUCAUGGCCAAUGAUGAUAAUCACCCCCCUCUUUAGCUGAUUCAUGAUUGAACUUGAGAUGCUGAUUGUGUUUUUGUAUAUGUGCCUUCAGGGCGGUGGAAGAGCAGUCAAGUAGUUGGCAUUGCUGUUAACUUUUGUAAGCAUUCACUUGCAACGAUCUAGGAAGAAUUGAUACCUGACUAGGAUUGAAACAUAUUCAAUAUUUCAAGGAAUGUGAUAUUUGUUGCCCUAAGGGCAACAAUUAAGUAUUAAAUCCUAGGCCAAUAACUAUUAAAGACCCCU